AUGGAAAGCAAUAGCAGCAGCAGCAGUAACAGUAAAAGGGUGAGGACAAGGAUUGAGGUCUCCGCUGCUAACAGCAAUUUUGACAAUGGACUCGAAGUUUUGUUGUCCAAUGUCAGUGAAGACCUAUUGUCGGAGAUCCUUCUUAGACUCCCGAAUUGUCGAUCUGCUAUUCAGUUGAACUCUGUUUGUCGGCGUUGGCAUUCAUUGAUCUCUCAACCCCAAUUCAUCCCUAGGUUCAUCCGCCUCCAUCAAGAUCUAGAUCAAUCCUACACCAUUCUUUUCCGCAUGAAUUAUCGUUCUUUUCGUGACACCCCAGAAUAUUAUCAAUUGGUUUGCACUAUUUUCUCGGAGGAAUCUUUGAUUAUCCACGGAAAGCAUGCAUCAUCUUCGUCUAACUACCUCGACUUCAUGCCUUCACUCAUGGUCGUAAGAGCAUCGUGCAAUGACUUGUUGCUCGUGUCCCCCGAUACGUAUUAUUUUGAUCCCCGUUUUCGCCAGCACCAUCAGAGGUACUACAUUUGUAACCCGGUGACUAAAAAGUGGUUUCUCAUUCCUAGAGAAACCCCUCUUGGAACAAGGGCAGGGUUUGCAUUAAUAUGCAAUAAGAACUCUUACAAGGUGGUACUUCUCGACAAGUUUAUUAUGCGUGAUGCAAAAGGAAAAGAGUAUGUUGAUGCAUAUAGACAAACAGUGUCGGUGUUUUGCUCCGAGUCAGGGCAAUGGACCAAAUCUUUCUUCUUGUUUCCUACUCGCCCAACAAGGGACUAUACCAUUAUGACCAAUCUUGUUUCGUGCAAUGGGAUUCUGUACUGGAUGGACGGUUUAUAUAACCUCGACCGAAUUAUUUCUUUAGAUCUGGCCAAUAAUCGGUUUGCCAUCAUCUACUUCCCAGACAUUGUGCGUGACAACACCACCCGGGACACGCCCGACUCGAGGGUCCACAUUGGUGUUGUGAGGGAUGAGUUGAGGUUGUUGCAUGUUUUGAGGGCUGCGCCGGGCCCGAAAUGCUUCGUUGUGAGGGUUUGGGAAUUGGACCGUAGGGACGACACGUGGGCAUUGGUUGGCGAGAGGGACUUGAGCUUUCCGGAUGUCGUCACUGCUGAUGGUGACCGGGAUACUGUGGUGGCGGCCGUUUUUCAUCCGAAAAAUUGUUAUUCGAUUUUUGUCAUAUGUGGAAAGAGCGUUUAUGAGUGUGGGGUUUCGAAUGACACGUGUCGCAGGCUCGGCGAGCUUCCGGAAUCCGUAGGCGACGAGGGUCUCGCGUCCUUUGCUCUCUUGCAUCCACCUUGGCCGGCCCCAAUUCCAUUUGGGGUUUAG
Messenger RNA from Striga hermonthica, 1317 nucleotides. Lineage: Eukaryota; Viridiplantae; Streptophyta; Magnoliopsida; Lamiales; Orobanchaceae. The record is from the annotation of a GenBank genome assembly.